CUGUGAGCUGCCUGCCCAGGUGAGUACAUCACAAGCACCUACAACACCACGGUUUCCCACAUACACCGGAGAGCUCUACGUCCCCGUCUGUUACUGUAGUUGCCAAUCGAGGGCCAUUCCACAUCACAUACACAGCCAUGUCGUCACCAUUCUCAAUAAACGGUGGUGCCUGCGUGGCCAUGGUGGGCAAGGACUGCGUAGCCAUCGCAUGCGACCUGCGUCUCGGCAUGCAAGCCCUCACCGUGUCCAACAACUUCCCCAAGAUCUUCCAGUACGGCGACGUCUUCCUAGGUCUCACCGGUCUCGCCACCGACGUAUCCACCGUAUCAGACCUGUUCCGCUACAAGGUCAACAUGUACCGCCUCCGCGAAGAGCGCAACAUUAGCCCCCAGACCAUGGCGAACCUCGUCAGCUCAAGUCUGUACGAGAAGCGCUUCGGACCCUACUUCAUCAGCCCCGUAAUCGCCGGUAUCAACCAGACAAGCGGGAAGCCAUUCAUCUGCGGGUUCGACAGUAUUGGGUGCAUCGACUUUGCGAAGGACUUCAUUGUUAGCGGAACAGCCAGCGAUCAGCUGUUCGGUACAUGUGAGGGGCUGUGGGAGCCUGAUCUAGGCCCUGAGGACCUUUUCGAGACAAUCUCACAGGCGUUGCUUAACGCUGUCGAUCGAGACGCACUUUCAGGUUGGGGCGCACACGUAUACAUCAUUGAGAAGGACAAGGUCACAAAGCGGUUACUCAAGGGCAGGCAGGACUGAGAUGGUGUAUGCGUGAGGUGGCAUACAAUCAUGUUUAUGAGCUAUGAGGAAUGCUACAGAGCGCCGGAGGUCUGCCUCCAGGCUGUGACAGAAUAAUGGGAAUAACCAAACCAUCUUAUGAUACGUACGCGGAAGCACCCCAAAUACGCCAAUCUGAACAGCAGACGGCUAGACUUGGCUUCUGAAUCAAAGCAUCUCCAAGUCCACAGAUAAUUAUCCAUGGUGCAGCUCCUUCCUCGAGCUUGGAAGCCCGAAGGUAACAGUGCGCAACAUUGGACUACCAGUUGAACUGGAUCUACCUAAUGUAUGUGACACUGUUCC
This is a messenger RNA of Alternaria rosae, 1076 nucleotides long. RefSeq names its product proteasome subunit beta type-3. Gene Ontology annotation, biological process: proteasome-mediated ubiquitin-dependent protein catabolic process. The record is from RefSeq and is a predicted model, not a curated record. The transcript is spliced from 4 exons. Gene Ontology annotation, cellular component: proteasome core complex; proteasome core complex, beta-subunit complex. NCBI's taxonomy places the organism in Eukaryota, Fungi, Ascomycota, Dothideomycetes, Pleosporales, Pleosporaceae. Bases 138 to 755 code for a protein of 205 amino acids.